This is a messenger RNA of Linnemannia hyalina, 855 nucleotides long. The record is from the annotation of a GenBank genome assembly. Lineage: Eukaryota; Fungi; Mortierellomycota; Mortierellomycetes; Mortierellales; Mortierellaceae.
AUGGGUUGCUGUUCAAGUAUACUAAUCGAAGACGACUCCGAGCCCGGCUAUGGCGGCCGUAAGAUCCUAGCACUAAAGCGUCAUCGAUGGAAAGCCCCAGUUCCGCCACCGACAAGAACUCAGCUGGAGCGUGAUAGGGAGGAGUUCUGGGACACUGCCCCCAUCUAUGACGGACGCGCGGAGGUAUGGCAAGCGUUGAAGGCAGUCUGCUGUGACACCGAGAACGACCCAGACCAAUUACAAGCCAUCCUCGAUGAAGCCCGCAUCACCGUCCCCUCCUACGUCGCCCCUGAACUCACAGCCGCUGCUGCUGGUAAUAUUGACAGUGCCGAAGGAGGUGGAAGUGCGAGUCGGAGGAGUCGGAGGAACCAGAGACAGGACCCGAUGGCGCAGUUGGCGUGUUAUGAUCACUUGGGGAAUUUGUAUGUCGUUCCUUUGAGGAUUCUGUCGGAUCCUGGAAACCUCGUGGAGAAUUCUGGUCUUGGUGGUGGCAGUGGAGGAGAGGGAAGUAGUGGUAGAGAUGCGGCACAAUCGCGACGCGAGCAACAGCAGCAGCAGCAGCACAGUGAUAACCUGGUCGUGCCAGCGGAGCAACAAAGUCAAGAGACGACCGUCCGGAUUCGAGUCUCCAACAGCCAAAAGGAAGUGUCCCUGUCAGUACCGGGGUCACACACGACCAUUGGACAGAUCAAGGCACGCUUAGUCGAGGGAGGGUUCGUGAGGAGCGAGAAGAGUUUUAUGAGAGUGUUAUUCUUGGGUCGGGUUCUGGAGGAUAAGGAGCGUCUGGAGGGUGUUGUGCACUUCCAGGUUGGGGACCAGGGGACUGUACUCCAGGUCCUUGUCUCUGACCCGUGA